This is a messenger RNA of Silurus meridionalis, 2309 nucleotides long. It is a transcript of the gene slc16a4, whose product is annotated as solute carrier family 16 member 4. Gene Ontology annotation, biological process: transmembrane transport; monocarboxylic acid transport. The coding region runs from base 184 to 2055 and encodes 623 amino acids. The transcript has 10 exons. Lineage: Eukaryota; Metazoa; Chordata; Actinopteri; Siluriformes; Siluridae. The record is from RefSeq and is a predicted model, not a curated record. Gene Ontology annotation, molecular function: monocarboxylic acid transmembrane transporter activity.
GACUUGGAUCAGUGGAGUCGUUCUUCAGAUUGUAAAACUUGUAAAACUGAGACUAACUCCUGGCUGAAAAAGAAGGCAUUAAAAAAACAGCCAUGGUCAGGCAUUAUAUUGUUAAUGCAUAUGACUGUUUAGCGUUCCCUGUGUGGAGGAGGUGUGUGGACGGACCGGAGAGCGCAGCUGUAGAUGCUCAGGAGACCUGUUUUCAGCGCAGCUUUAUCCUUUACCACUGACUGCAUCAAGCCUUCAUGCCCUUUCACACAGCAAGGGAAAACAAGACUAAGGCGUUCCAGCCAAGAUAUUUUAAGGGAUGACAUUAAGAGAAUAGGCUCCUUGAAGUUUCCUCAUUUCUCCCACAUCAAAUCACCAAAUAUGCUGCCUAAAGAACACAACAGUGAGGGGAAAGCUGCUAAACUCAUGCAGUAUGAGAAGAAGGUCCAAGCUGCCAAGAAAGAAGAGAAGAUGUGUUACGUGGAGCCACCAGAUGGAGGAUGGGGCUGGAUGGUAGUUCUGCACUGCUUUCUGGUGAACGUGCUGGUGAUGGGGACCUUGAAGUCUUUUGGGAUCUUCUUCGUUGUGCUGCAGGACGAGUUCGGUGGCUCGUCCGAGAGCAUCAGCUGGAUCGGCUCCAUCAUGUCCAGCAUCAGACUCUCAGGAGGUCCUUUGGCUUCUGUAGCCUGUGCUAAGCUGGGGAACAGAAUCACUUCCAUCACAGGAUCUAUACUGGUUACUGCAGGCUUUCUUAUCAGCAUUUUUGCUAACAGUAUCAUCUACUUGUACAUCAGCAUGGGGCUGGUGGUGGGCCUUGGCUUUGCCCUGCUGUACCAAGCCUCAUCUGUCGUGAUAGCAACUUAUUUCCGUAAGAGGUUAGCCACUGCGUACUCCAUUGGUCGUUCUGGCAUGGGCUUGACCUUUGCGCUGGCACCCUUCACACAGCUGCUUUUGGAUCAGUAUGCAUGGCAAGGAGCUCUGUUGAUUUUGGGUGGUCUGAUGUUGAACCUGGUGGCUUCUGCAAUGCUGCUGCGGCCCAUCCAAAUCCAGCCUGUUGCCUUUCCUCAGCCUUCUUCUCCCAGCCUCAGCAGAGAUCUGCCGGCUUCUCUCACACAGACGGAGAAGAAACCACUUGAGAACGGUCAAAAUGUGACUCCAGUCAUGUCUAAUGGCAUCGCCAAAACAGAAUCUCCUUCCUUUCACAGAGAAACACUUAUCAUUGAGAACAUGUCUCUUGCACAGAGAAACUACCAAACUGUGGAGCUAACAAACCUGGUCCAGAAUGGUGGCACUAAAUUGGACAAUUGCCCAGUAAAGGUUUGUCCACAGACAAAUGGCAAAUUGACUAUGAAUUCCUUUAUACAGGAGAAGACUCCAACAAAAAAAGCCAAGGUCUUGGACUUCUCACUCUUGAAAAAUCCUUUUUUUUGUAUAUAUACUUGGUCACUUGUCUUCAGUCAGUUAGCCUACUUUAUCCCCUACUUCCACUUGUCAGCAAGAGCCAGGACUUUGGGCAUUGACCCCAUGGAUGCAUCUUUUAUCAUAUCUGUGGCAGGUAUAACAGAAACAGUGGCUCAGCUGGCCUCUGGCUGGGUGACAGACAGGAACCUUCUGCACAAAUACCACUACCACAAGGCUUAUCUGAUUCUGUGUGGUAUAGUGAACCUGCUCUCUCCUCUCGCCACCUCCUAUAUGCAGCUCAUGAUCUAUGCUGUGUUCUUUGCCAUCUUCUGUGGAGGAUACAUGGCUCUGCUCCUGCCAGUCCUGGUUGACUUGGUAGGAUCAGAAAAACUGAACAACUCUAUGGGCUUUUCUAUGUUCUUUGUGGGACUCGGCUGUCUAACCGGUCCUCCACUGGCAGGUUUUCUCUACGAUUACACCCAAACCUACGACUGCUCCUUCUACUUAGCUGGUGCGUGUUACCUGCUCUCAUCAGUCUCUCUUUUCCUGGAGCCACUCGCACAGCACUGGCAGACCAGAAAAAAGCAGCAUGAGCUGCUCAAUAAAGAGCUGGGGUGGAGCGCCGGCUGCUCCUGUCCAGCAUCUCAGAGAAACGGGGUGGUAUAGCUACACCACACAGCCAUGGCACUCAUUCUUUUCUUUUUUUUUUAACCUCCUUAUGUGGACUUGAACUGAACCCUGCAGUAGAGCACAAUAGCAACAGCCUUUGAUGAAAGAAGGUUGAAUGGCACAGAGUAUGACCAGUGUUUGAAGUCACCAUUGUGGAUAACUUUUUUGUUCCAGAGAUGAUGUGGUCUCUGAAUUCCAGUAAAGCAAAAUGACUACAUGAGAUUACAUAAAUACAAUAAGAUUACAUCUUA